Lottia gigantea (owl limpet) is the source of this 1407-nucleotide messenger RNA. RefSeq lists its product as hypothetical. The transcript has a single exon. NCBI's taxonomy places the organism in Eukaryota, Metazoa, Mollusca, Gastropoda, Lottiidae. The annotation marks the transcript as partial. The record is from RefSeq and is a predicted model, not a curated record. Gene Ontology annotation, cellular component: cytosol; RQC complex. Gene Ontology annotation, molecular function: ribosomal large subunit binding; ubiquitin protein ligase activity. Gene Ontology annotation, biological process: rescue of stalled cytosolic ribosome; ribosome-associated ubiquitin-dependent protein catabolic process.
AUGGCAGCCCCAAAGAAAGGCUCAAAUCGAGUCAAAGGGAACCUAAAGCCUUCCAGCAGCAGCCAAGCGGCCUUAUUAAUGGGUCAGUCCACUGGUUUUAUAGGAUUUGGUGGCCAGUCUUCGCCCUCGUUCGUACCUCUUAGUUCCAUGCUGGAAGAUGUUGAUAGUAGCUUAGAUGCAGAUGUACGCUUGGUUUUAAGGAAGCUGUCUAAGAAGGAUUCCACCACGAAGAUUAAAGCUCUUCAGGAACUGAGUGACUUGAGUCAACAGAAAGACACCGAGGUGUUGAAAUCGAUGCUUCCGUUCUGGCCGAGACUUUAUAACCGGUUGUCUAUGGACGUGGAUUGUAAAGUGCGUGAAGCCGUCAAUAAUACGUUUCUAGUAGUUUCGGUACGAGUCGGGAAAGAAAUCGCUCCGUAUUUAAAAUCUAUUAUGGGAUGUUGGAUUGCUAGUCAGUGUGAUACCUACCCGAUAGUUGCUUUCUCAGCAAUCAAAGUCUUUCAAAACACUUUCCCUGGAAAUAAACAAAAUGAUGCUUUAACUCUGUACAGGCAGGAAAUCGUGGACUUUCUAGUGGACAACUUGAUUAACCAGACUCCACAGUCGCUGAGUGACCCCAAGACGACAGACCAAGUUGAAAUGGACAGUAAAUAUUCUAGGGUAAUAGCAUCAUCUUUGGCAGGUUGUAGAAAACUGUUUACUUCCGUAGCAGAAGGAAAACUUUCCAGUUUGGAUUCGUCUUUGACUGAAUUAUUCGAAAAUGGAAAAUUUUGGAAACACAGUAAAUCCACAGUUCCUGGUAUUAAAGGAGGGUUUUAUUCCUUUUUGGCAGUCAUUUGUCAGCGCUUCCAAGAGUUAGCAACGAAAUACGCUAGCAAAAUUACACCUAUAGUGCUUCAUAAUCUGGAUAUAUCCAACCCAGUUAUCGUUGCUCCAAUGUGGGAGGCCAUCUUGUCACUGGUCAACCAUGUUCCCGAAUGCUGGAAACAUGUCAGCUGGCAGAAAGCUUUUUGGCCGAAGCUUCGAAAGAAUUUAGAAAAUGGAUUUGAUGGAAAUGCUGCUUCAAUUUCACUUAACCUGAUGCCUCUGUUAAGUAAGAUUCCAGAGUCAGCUGUCGAGGAUCAAGAUGGUUUUUAUAUCGAGUUUCUAAGUGCAUUUCGUAAGGGGUUCAAUGAAGACAGUGUAUUAAACAGUGCUUCAGACUGUGCAGCUUUAGUCAAGAGUUUUGUAGAGUGCUGUCAGUAUUUAAUUGUCCAAGCUGGUAAAAGAGAGGAUCAGGAAUUGGCAGAGAAGAUUUUGGACCAGUUUUUAGUGGAGAUCGUAAAAUCAGCCAUCUUGGAUGAAAAGCCAACAUUGGCUUCAUCCCCUGUGUUUUCUUGUGUUGCAUCCCUUAUGGAGUCUUUUGAA